AACAGCACAACACACACAGACGCUCCUCAGACACUAGUGAAUCAGUCUUCGGUUGACGAUCAGUCAUGGCAAACACGGGUCUUCAGGUGAUGGGUCUGGUCCUGGGCGUAGCAGGCUGGGCGUUCGGGAUCCUGGUCUGUGCCGCCCCCUGGUGGCGCGUGUCGGCGUUCGUGGGGGACGAGCUGGUGGUGUCUCAGGUGCUGUGGGAGGGGCUGUGGAUGACGUGUCUGUCGCAGUGGGGCCGCCUGCAGUGUAAAGUCUAUGACUCCGGCCUCGCCCUCUCAGGCUCCGCCCAGACGUGCCGCGCCCUGUGCGUGCUGUCGCUGCUCCUGUGUCUGCUUGCGCUCAUGCUCAGCGUGACCGGGCUCAAGUGCACCCGCUGCCUGGGCGACGCGCACGAGACCAAAGCUCGGCUGGUGCGGGUCGGUGCGGCGCUCUUCGUGGCGGCUGCGUUUUUCUUCCUUUUGCCAGUGUGUUGGACCGCGUAUGUCGUGAUACGCGAUUUCCACGACCCGAACGUCGCCGCCCCGCUUAAACGCGAACUAGGAUCGGCGCUCUACCUGGGAUGGGGCGUGACUGUGCUGAUGCUGGUGGGCGGGGCUUUGCUGUAUUUAGGCUCCACCUCUCCUGGAGUUCCAGCCAUGCCUGUUUUUGGAAAAGGCGCCAAAAGAAACCCUCCGUCCACAGCAGAGAGCAAACCGGAGAAGGUCUUUGUGUAAGUGAGCGUAAAAGACUCAGCCUGGAUAAACUGUGUCCUAGUGCUCACCUAGAAGCCUUAAUCUGCAGAAAUGCAGGAAUAUUAUCAUUUACUCACUAUUAUGUAAUUCAAAAACUGUACUCUGUUAUUUUUUUUUCUGUGGAACGCAAAAGGAGAAUUUUGCAUAGACUUUAUGCAGCUUUUUUAUUUGAUUUUAAUUAGCUCUUUAUUAUCCAUUUUUAUAGACAUUUGUAUUUGCUCUGCUGAAAAAACAGCUAUGCUAGUUAGCUGGUUUUAGCUGGUCAGCAGGCUGGUUUUAGAGGGGUUUUGGCCACUUGUUUAGCUUGUUAGGCUGGUCUUGGCUGGUCUGGGGUACAUUUUCCAAAAACAACUAUGGUCGCAAGUUCUGUCGUUAUCAAUAGAGUUCAGUGGAACAAACGACAAUAGUUAGCUGACAAAGCUUUUGGGGAAUGCACCCCAGGCUGGGAGACCAGCUGGAACAACCAGCUAAAACCAGCUAAGACCAGCUAAUCAGCUUAGGCUAGUUUUAGCAGGGGGUUUUUUUCAGCAGGUAUAUCAUAAACAUACAGUAAGCCUACAGAUUAUUCACAACACACAGAAACAUUUAUUAAUUAUGUUACUCUUAUGAUACUUUUGAAAAUGCUU
Messenger RNA from Sinocyclocheilus rhinocerous, 1363 nucleotides. Its product is annotated as claudin-9-like. The record is from RefSeq and is a predicted model, not a curated record. NCBI's taxonomy places the organism in Eukaryota, Metazoa, Chordata, Actinopteri, Cypriniformes, Cyprinidae. Gene Ontology annotation, cellular component: bicellular tight junction; membrane. Gene Ontology annotation, molecular function: structural molecule activity. Bases 66 to 719 code for a protein of 217 amino acids. The transcript has 2 exons.